UUAAAAAUGAAGUUUGGCAAGGAACUCACUUCACAAAUGGUGCCAGAAUGGGAAGAAGCAUACAUUAACUACAAUUACCUCAAGAAAAUCUUGAAAGAAAUCUCAAGUUCUCAAAAACUAAAGCAGAAGCACUUAAAUCCACUGUGUUUUUCAUCACAAAAAGAGAAAUCGUCAAAGAAAAUGUCGUUGAAUAGAGCUUUUAGUGGACUUACUAAUAGGCAUGGUAAUUACAACAAUGACAAAGGUAAAGACAUUGAAGUGAUUAGUGUGAGUGAGAUACAACAUGAUCAUGAGUGCGAGAAUUACCAAACUACGUUCCUUUGGUCACUAGAAGAAGGCGCCGAGAACGAGCUGGUGUUUGUUAAAAUACUUGAUGAUGAAUUUAACAAGGUGAACAAUUUCUUUAAAGCCAAGGUGGAGGAGGUCGCGUUGGAAGCUAAGGAGUUGAAUAAACAAAUGGAUGUUUUCAUAGCUCUCAGGCUCAAAAUCAAUGGUCCACGUUCACAAAGUUCUGUCGUACCAUCAAGCUCAGGUACAUCACCCAUACCGGAGAUUCAAGAGCUUGAAGAACUACCUGAAGGGGACCAAAGUAUGGUUUCUUUAGAUGUUUUAAAUAAUGUAAAGAUUAAUGUAAUACCAGAAUCUGCAACAUCCACCUUGAGAACUUUACUUGAUGGGACAAAAUCAAAGUUAUCAUUCAGCAAAGAAGAACUUAGAAAUACACAGAUAAAACUGAAGCAGGCUUUUGUAGAAUUCCAUAGAAAGCUCCGGGUUUUGAAAAGCUACUCUUUCUUGAAUCAAUUGGCUUUUUCCAAAAUCAUGAAGAAGUAUGACAAGAUCACAUCAAGAAACACAUUAAAAGCUUAUCAAGAGAUGGUUGAAAAUUCUUACUUGGGCCAAUCUGAUGAGGUUAUUAAGCUCAUGGAAAGAAUAGAAGCCGUGUUUAUAAAGCACUUUGCCAAUGGAAAUCGCCGUCAAGGAAUGAGAGAUUUAAGGCCAAGAGGUAAAAGAGACAAGCAUAGAGUAACAUUUUUUGUUGGCUGUUUCUUUGGCUGCUCUAUAGCACUCGUAGUUGCAGUCAUAUUAACAGUCCACGCUAGAGAACUUCUUCAGAGUGAAGGUCGUGACCAAUACAUGACAAACAUAUUUCCGUUGUACAGUUUAUUUGCAUACGUUGUGUUACACAUGCUAAUGUAUGCUGGAAAUAUAUACUAUUGGAAGCGUUAUCGUGUCAAUUACUCCUUUAUUUUUGGGUUCAAUCGGAAUACAGAAUUGGGUUACAGAGAAAUCCUCCUUCUCAGCUCUGCUCUUUCAGUACUCACUCUUGCCGCUGUACUCUCAAAUCUAGAAAUGGAGAUGGAUGAAAGAACCGAAAGUUUUCAAGCCUUAACUGAACUGGUCCCCCUAGGAUUAGUCACGGCAUUGGUUUUAAUAAUCUUUUGUCCAUUUAACAUCAUCUAUCGUUCAAGCCGCUUCUUCCUCAUAGUGUAUCUAUGGCAUUGUAUUUGUGCUCCACUUUACAAGGUCACUUUCCCUGACUUUUUCUUGGGUGAUCAACUAACUAGUCAGGUUCAGUUAUUCAGGACUUUGGAAUUUUAUGUAUGCUACUAUGGCUGGGGAGACUUCAAGAGACGAACAAACACAUGUGAACAAAGCGAUGUUUAUCAGACUCUUUUUAUAUUUGUUGCAGUUAUCCCAUACUGGUUUCGCUUCCUACAGUGCUUGAGACAAGUAUGUGAGUUGAAAGACUAUGGUCAAGUCCUGAAUGGACUCAAGUACUUAUCAGCAAUCGUUGCGGUUAUUACAAGAACAAUUUAUGUUCAGAAGAGAGGAACUACUAUGAGAAUCAUUGCUGCAUCUAGUUCGGGUGUCGCUACACUUUAUAACACUUAUUGGGAUGUGGUAAAAGAUUGGGGUCUUCUUUGUAAGGACUCUAGAAAUCCUUGGUUAAGAGAUAGACUCAUUUUACCAAACAAAUCAGUCUACUUUGUUGCAAUGGUAUUGAAUGUGAUAUUGAGACUUGCGUGGAUGCAAACGGUGUUAGACUUCCAUGAAGCUCCUUGGCUACAUCGAAGCAUGGUGAUAUUUGUGGUUGCGUGCUUGGAGAUCAUUCGUCGAGGGAUAUGGAACUUCUUUAGGUUGGAAAACGAACACUUGAACAAUGUUGGCAAAUUUCGAGCCUUUAAGUCAGUUCCACUUCCUUUUAGCUAUGAGGACGGGGACAAGGAAUUAUGAUAACAUUAUAUAGAAACAGAUAGAUACAUUUGUGUUAAUUGUAUGAUAUU
Messenger RNA from Erigeron canadensis, 2285 nucleotides. Its product is annotated as phosphate transporter PHO1 homolog 9-like. The record is from RefSeq and is a predicted model, not a curated record. The coding region runs from base 7 to 2235 and encodes 742 amino acids. Gene Ontology annotation, cellular component: plasma membrane; cytoplasm; trans-Golgi network. The transcript has 10 exons. Gene Ontology annotation, biological process: phosphate ion transport; cellular response to phosphate starvation. Gene Ontology annotation, molecular function: inositol hexakisphosphate binding. NCBI's taxonomy places the organism in Eukaryota, Viridiplantae, Streptophyta, Magnoliopsida, Asterales, Asteraceae.